AUGAAUAAUAAAUCAUUAGUUAGUACUACUGGUAAAUUUUAUAAUGACGCCACAAGUGGUACCACAGGCAAACCAAAAGGUGUUAUAUUGACUCAUGAAAACAUUUCCACUCAAGUGGAAAUAUUAACAAAAGCCUGGAAGUGGAACGAAAACGAUACAAUUUUGCACACGCUGCCACUUCAUCAUGUGCACGGCAUCAUUAACGCCUUAUUUUGCCCCCUAUCAAUUGGUGCAACAACCAUAAUGAUGCCCAAAUUUAACUCAAAAGAAACUUGGCAACACCUACUUAGUGGACAAGUGACAGUUUUCAUGGCCGUGCCUACUAUUUAUGCCAAACUAAUUGACAGCAGCGACUCUGUCAAAAAAAAAUUGACAGCUGUAAGAUUGAUGGUAAGCGGCUCUGCACCGUUGCCAGUUCCUCUCUACAACAAAUGGCUUGAAAUUACCGGCCAUAGAUUACUAGAGCGUUAUGGUAUGACCGAAAUAGGCAUGUGCUUGUCGAAUUUGUACGACUCUGACCGAGAGCCUGGUUAUGUGGGCCUGCCUUUACCCUCUGUAACUGUUGCAAUUGCCAAUGAUAAUGGAGAGAUUUUAUUGCAAUGUAGCAACAUUAAUGGUGAAAUUACAGUAACAAAUAAUCAACCAAUUACAGGUGAAUUAUUGGUUAAAGGUGAUAGCGUUUUCAAAGAAUACUACAACAAACCAACAUCUCAAGAAUUUCAAAAUGGCUGGUUUAAAACCGGCGACAUCUGUCAAUAUAUAAACAACAAAUUCCGUAUGCUCGGCCGCAAAAGUGCUGACAUAAUCAAAUCGGGCGGUUAUAAAAUAAGCGCCCUUCAAAUUGAAACGAUUCUAGUCGAGCACCCUAGCGUCAAAGAGUGCGUCGUUUUCGGUUUGACUGAUGACGUAUACGGCGAACGGGUGACAGCUGUCAUUGUGCCUACUACUACUGGACAAUUGACGUUGCAAGAGUUGAAAGCGUGGGCCACUGAUAAGAUGCCGAAAUAUUGGAUUCCGAGUUUGUUGAAAGUGGUCGAGGAAAUUCCGAAAAAUGCCAUGGGGAAAAGACACUUGUAA
Messenger RNA from Ceutorhynchus assimilis (cabbage seed weevil), 1077 nucleotides. The record is from the annotation of a GenBank genome assembly. Lineage: Eukaryota; Metazoa; Arthropoda; Insecta; Coleoptera; Curculionidae.